AAAAACAGAUUCAAACCUUUCUUCUUCUUCUUCUUCUUGCGUUCUCCAGAACAAACCAAUUUCCAAUCAAAUCCUCUUUCUUCAUCUCCACAAAUCCAAUUCCUGAGAUUUUCUCGAAGAACGUACGUAAUCCGAUCUCAUCUUUCGCAAUCAUCAACCAUCGAUGGAAGUCGAAGAAGAAGUUAAACGAAUCAUAGAUGAGGUUAAGGACCUUCAUGACUCCGCCGCUUCAUUCAUCUCAUCAUCUUCUCAACAAGAGCUCUCUCUCCGUCAAAAAGCCUCCGCCGUUGAUUCCUCUAUCCGUCGUCUCCACUCUACUCUCGUCUCCAACAAAAAUCUCGAUCCUAAACUCGUCGAAAAGCUUGAGGAAGAUCUUCAUCGAGCUAGAUGCAUGCUUGUUGAUGGAGAAACAUCUUCAUUUCUACCAUCAAAACCUCAAGGACGUUUUGUGAGAAUGUUUUGUGGACCUGUGAAUGUUCGAGCUUUGCGUAAAGAUGUUCAGCUCAAAGUUAAAGAAGAAUACAAUCGCUACAGAGACAAGACUGCUCUUCUUUUUCUUUUUUUCCCUGCAACACUUUUAAUCCUUAGAUCUUAUUAUUGGGGUGGAUGUUUGCCUGCGUUUCCUGUUCAGCUCUAUGAGGCUUGGCUGUUGUUUCUCUAUGCUGGGUUGGCUAUGCGUGAGAACAUAUUAAGAGCUAACGGGAGCGAUAUUCGUCCAUGGUGGCUAUAUCAUCAUUAUUGUGCCAUGGCUAUGGCCCUUGUCAGCCUCACAUGGGAAAUCAAAGGUCAACCAAACUGUGUCCAGAAACAGAGAGGAGUCCAUCUUUUCCUGCAAUGGGCUAUGAUGCAAGGCGUUGCCAUGCUUCUGCAGAACAGAUACCAACGCCAAAGAUUAUACACUCGCAUUGCACUAGGAAAGGCUAAGAGAAUGGAUGUCGUAUGGGGAGAAACGGCUGGCGUUGAUGGACAAUUAUGGCUGUUAUGUCCUAUACUGUUCAUUUUACAGGUGUUUGAAGCAUACGUUGGACUGCUGUUGCUAAGAAAAACAGUAACCGGAGUUGUUAAUGAAUGGCAGGUGAUGGUUUGUGGCAUUCUUCUGGUAGUGAUGGCUGUUGGAAACUUCAUAAACACAGUAGAGACACUGAUAGCAAAAUCAAGAGUUAAGGCAAAGAUGAAGAGAAGUAAAAGCAGAGCAGAGCUUAAUUAGACUUCACAGGUCUCAUCUGUUAAAAUCACUCGUCUUUAUUUGCAAUUCAUAAAUUUUUGUUUUCUUAGGCCACAAAAUUCACAUCCUGGGAUCUGAAAAAAAAAACUAUGAACUUCUUUUUUUUAUUUUUAUGUAAAUGGAAGUGGCAGUUGAUAUUUGAUAAUUUAAGUUGUAUUUGUACAAUUUUCAACUGACAAUUUGUAGGAUUCUAAGGGGGUGUUAUUAGUUUGUUAAUUUGUAAAUCCAUAUAGAAUUUGAAAAUU
Molecule: messenger RNA, 1470 nt
Organism: Arabidopsis lyrata subsp. lyrata
Lineage: Eukaryota; Viridiplantae; Streptophyta; Magnoliopsida; Brassicales; Brassicaceae
Product: transmembrane protein 120 homolog
Exons: 10
Coding region: 164-1207 (347 amino acids)
Cellular component (GO): membrane
Source: RefSeq, a predicted model, not a curated record